AUGUCUACCAAUCCCGCCCAAUCCGAGCCAGUGGCGUCCCCAGACCAUUCCGCAGUAGAUGCUGAUACCAGCCAUGCGCCCGUGGCCGCUACAAGCGUCACAGUACCGCACUCAGUCAUACGACGAUAUUUGGGUCUUAAGCGCUUGGAGAAGCUAGAUCUACCCUACCAUCCCUUGUACGAAAAUGCGGCGUCAGACCAUAGGACGAGUUUGGUCGAGUUUUUCAACCGUCUCUUUACUGAAAUCGAGCAAGUUGAUUUUGACAAGGAUCCGAAAGAAUGUGGAAUCUGGAGUCCCCGGAGUGGGAAUGUGCUGAUGCCUCCACUAAACGCCACUGGAGAUAACAAGGAACUUCCAGUUCCCAUCUCAGUCAAGAAACGUAUCCUUACAAUCAAUCAAGAGCGCUGGCUAGCCCGAACAUCCACUCACAGUGAUUCGCAUGUCAAGUUUUCCGAAUUGGCGUACUUGCUUGCACGAGAACAUAGUCGCAACGAAUAUGUUUAUACGCCUAGUGUCUUUGAUGCUGUUGAACUUCUGACGUGGGAUCGAGAAGACUUGCUCACUGCUUUGCGUGCAUCAAAACAUGGGCAAAGAAUACAUAAUGUAGAGAUGUCUAUCUUUCAGAAUUUUCACGAAAUGCCAAAGGUUGCUGGCCGCGAUCUUUUGCAAGACCGUGUCUUCCAUGUGCUGGUUGUCACUACACAAACCAAUCAUGCCGAGAGCCCGUCUGAGCUCGCUCGAUCCUCGACUGUUCAGCUGCCGAUUGACUUUGAGUCCUUUAAUGACAGCAUGAUAGUGCAAAGAAGCCAUGUGAAGAAAAUAGGAUCAUCAAGAACCUAUCAGAUUCCGCAGAGACAUGAGAAACCGGGUUCAAAGUCUGUUGACAAGCGGUUACCGCAUCAAGGAAAGAAGUUGACAGAGGGGAAGUACGCUUCGCUGGAACGGCUGACUUCAGCACCAAGGAGGCCACAAUCUGAUGUUGACAGCCUUGGUGAUCAUCGUUGGGACAUGAUGACUUUGAGUACGGCUGGGGGUCUGACACGCAUUGCGCCGAAAAGCGUGCAGGAGAAAGAGACUCUGGUGGCGACCGCAAAAGAUAUAGAGUAUGUUCUUGCAUACAUUGCUGAGCAGCGGCGCCAGAAGUGCGGCUGA
Molecule: messenger RNA, 1152 nt
Organism: Bipolaris oryzae ATCC 44560
Lineage: Eukaryota; Fungi; Ascomycota; Dothideomycetes; Pleosporales; Pleosporaceae
Exons: 3
Coding region: 1-1152 (383 amino acids)
Source: RefSeq, a predicted model, not a curated record